AUGCAAUGGCAGACUGACACGAAUGAUUAUGAGACGUGUCUACGCAAGUGCCAGAAGUACUUUGCAAUAACACAUACCGGUACUUGUGGAGGCUCCCCUUGGAACAAAACGGUCACCGGCCAUCGGCCCUGGGCCCAGACCAGAAACCUCCCCCUCCCCUCCGUGCCUUCUCCGACCCCCCCGAGAUUGGGAACGGGCCUCCCGCUUCACCUCAUGUUCUCAAUUGGGCAUGGCUCAGGUACAUCCAUCUUGUACCUCUUGUUCCUUCUCCCGAAUCCGCCAAGAGACAAUCGGAAGGGUCCAAAGUCGGGAAUGGCGGCCCAAGAAACCUCAUCCGGAGACACCUCACCAUCCUCGCAUGCGCUGUCGUCAGGACCGCACGAUCGGGACUGCUCGAGAUGCUGCACCCUCUGCACCUCUGCAUCUCUCCCUUCAUCGCCGCCUCCCCCGGAUCGCCCAAGCUUCCGCCCUACCACGCGGGAUUGGAUAGAGCCUCAUGCUCUCUGCAAUACUUGGAGACCUGAACUUGCGUUUGCCAGGCCAGUCAUGCCGUUGCUUCGGACUCAACUUCUAGAAUCCCCCGUUCGGCUCGUUUCGACUCUCAACCCCUCCUCCUCCUUCUCAGCCCAACAUCCCAGUAUUGAUCUCUUUGGUCCAUGGAUCGAUCCACGAACCCUUGCAACCAAACCCCUCCUCUUGCUCCCCCCUCCCACUUCCUCCUCGGACAAAAUCACAUCGUCGACUUUGCGUCCCUCUUCGAGAUUGGCGUUUGCCGCUAGUCGGGCAGAUUCAGGCACAAAAUCACCGCCGCCAAUCAUCAAGAGCCACCACGACCCCGUCCCGCUCGCUUGUCUGCCCCAAUCCCUGCUCUCCGCCUGUCUUCAUCGUCGGUAA
This is a messenger RNA of Colletotrichum tamarilloi, 894 nucleotides long. RefSeq lists its product as uncharacterized. The record is from RefSeq and is a predicted model, not a curated record. Lineage: Eukaryota; Fungi; Ascomycota; Sordariomycetes; Glomerellales; Glomerellaceae. The transcript has 5 exons. The coding region runs from base 1 to 894 and encodes 297 amino acids.